Molecule: messenger RNA, 282 nt
Organism: Spirodela intermedia
Lineage: Eukaryota; Viridiplantae; Streptophyta; Magnoliopsida; Alismatales; Araceae
Source: the annotation of a GenBank genome assembly
AUGCAGCGGCAGGGGGUGAGCCGACGGAGCUCUCCGCGUUCGCGGGCGCCUCUCCUGCUCGUCGUCGUGGUCGUCUUCUUCUUCUUCGUCGCCCGAUCGGCGACGCCGUGCCGGUACCGGGAAAUGCCAGGUGAACAGCCGCGGCGGAGGACGAAUGUUUGGAACUCCUGGCACGUCGUGGAGACAGCCCCGUCGCCGGAUUCCCCCGCCGAUGGCGACAUGUACGGCGUCGGAGCUUCCAAGAGGAUGGUGCCUCAGGGCCCCAACCCCCUUCACAACUGA